UCAUUUACAUCGUGUGAUAUUUGUGAAAAAAAUGAUUUGUCGAUCUACACUUGAGAUUUAAUAUAUCACCUGUUCACUGUUAUUUAAAUACAAUUUUGCUUUAACUGAAGUGAUUCAGUUAUUGUCUCCUCGGCAUGUCAGCGAUAUAUUGUCUAUUGGCCAUUUUAUUGGCUUCUAACGUCCAGGGCAAGAGAUGGGACUUUUAUCCUGAGACUGUAAAUGAACAAUCAUGGGUAAAGGAAAAAAUGCUGUUGGCUAUCGACGGUCUCAAAGAUUACGCUGUAAAUGUUGAAAUCGCCAAAAUGGUCAAGUUAACUUCAAAAGCAAGAAACGAACUUAACCUCACGCCUGCCAACAAAUGCAGUCACAAAGCCCACCAACAACUUGAAAUGGCUAGUAACUCCUCUAUCGGCGAUUUCAUCCACUGCACAGAAAUGCCGAAUAUUCUUUCAAAUUCGAAACAGCUUGUCUCGGACGUCGUCGGCCUCGUGGAACUCUACCUGCACGACGUGAGGGAGAUCCUGGACGGCGCGGACGGCUGUACGCCGAUGUUUUCAGAAGACGGUCUCAAAUGCUUCAACGCCUACUUGUGGAAGGUUGUGGAUUUGUUCGAACAGUUGGCUGCCCAAACAGAUGAAACCGUUUUGACUGUGGAGCACCUCGUGAGUGUCAUCGCUGAUGAGAUUCUCACCUGUAAACGUUCUUUCACAACCCUUCAAUCUUACGUGCAAAUGAUAUUGUAUGAACAUAAUAAAUGUGCCAAUUCUGAAUAAAUUUCACUGAGCUUUAUA
Messenger RNA from Cimex lectularius (bed bug), 791 nucleotides. RefSeq lists its product as uncharacterized. The coding region runs from base 135 to 773 and encodes 212 amino acids. The transcript is spliced from 2 exons. The record is from RefSeq and is a predicted model, not a curated record. NCBI's taxonomy places the organism in Eukaryota, Metazoa, Arthropoda, Insecta, Hemiptera, Cimicidae.